UUACAUUUCCUCAAAUCAAACUAGUUUGAAGAAAGAAGGGGAGGCAGGUCGAGAAAGCGACCAACAUUCGAUCGAAUUCGAAGCAACGGAGCUUCAAAUUUUCCUCUUUCACACACCAGCACACAAAAUCUGUGUGUAAUUAUGUCUUUUCGCCACGAAAAAGGCGUCAAUGUCCAGGUGCUGCUGCGUUGCAGGCCGUUUAGUAACGAUGAGUUAAAGAACAAUGCACCUCAGGUGGUGACCUGUAACGAGUAUCAGAGAGAAGUUGCGGUUUCACAGAGUAUUGCGGGGAAGCAAAUAGAUAGGGUUUUUACAUUCGACAAGGUCUUUGGCCCUACAGCUCAGCAAAAAGAUUUAUACGAACAAGCUGUAAUCCCAAUUGUAAACGAAGUUCUAGAAGGCUUUAAUUGCACUAUUUUUGCUUAUGGACAGACAGGGACAGGUAAAACUUACACCAUGGAAGGAGAAUGUAAGAGAGCAAAGAGUGGGCCAAAUGGCGAGCUCCCAUUGGAAGCAGGUGUAAUACCUAGAUCUGUCAAACAAAUAUUUGACACAUUGGAGGGUCAGAAUGCAGAGUACAGUGUUAAAGUAACCUUUUUAGAGCUCUAUAAUGAAGAAAUUACGGAUUUACUUGCUCCUGAAGAAAUCUCAAAACUUGGUAUUGAAGAUAAACAGAAAAAACUUUUACCUUUAAUGGAAGAUGGUAAAGGAGGAGUGCUUGUGAGAGGUUUAGAAGAGGAAAUUGUAACAAGUGCUAGUGAGAUUUUCACAUUACUUGAAAGAGGUUCUGCUAAACGUCGAACUGCAGAGACUUUAUUAAACAAACAAUCAAGUCGAUCACACUCUCUUUUUUCUAUUACGAUACACAUUAAAGAGUCAACCCCAGAAGGUGAAGAACUUAUAAAAUGUGGCAAACUAAAUCUUGUUGAUUUAGCUGGUUCAGAAAACAUUUCUCGUUCGGGUGCAAGAGAGGGUCGUGCAAGAGAAGCUGGCGAAAUUAAUAAAAGUUUACUUACUUUGGGAAGAGUAAUAAAUGCUUUAGUAGAGCAUCUUGGGCACAUUCCCUAUAGAGAUAGCAAGCUGACGCGUCUGCUUCGUGACUCAUUGGGUGGAAGGACCAAAACAUGUAUAAUUGCCACUGUAUCACCUGCUGUACAUUGUCUUGAAGAGACAUUGAGUACACUAGAUUAUGCCCACAGAGCAAAGAAUAUUAAGAACAAGCCAGAGGUAAACCAGAAAAUGAUGAAAACAACUCUAAUCAAAGAUCUCUACGGUGAAAUCGAAAGACUCAAAGCUGAGGUUUUUGCUUCACGUGAGAAAAGUGGUGUUUACUUGCCAAAAGAAAGAUAUUACCAAGAGGAAAUGGAACGAAAGUCAAUGGCAGAUCAAAUUGAACAAAUGGGAAUUAAAAUAGAAACACAACAAAAGGAUUUUGAGGAAUUGCAAACUCAAUUUAAUGCUCGGGUAGAAGAGUGUUGCAAUUUGAGCAAUAAACUUGAGUCAACACAGAACAAACUGAACCAAACCAAUAAUGUGUUGGCUAACACUGAAGAAACACUCAAGAAAUGUCAAUAUGCUCUCAAACAGCGAGAUUUUAUCAUAGAAGAACAGAAAAAAGCAGAAAACGCGCUUACUCAUCAAGCUUGUGUACUCCGGUCUGACUUAGAGAAAUCUCUUCAAGACAAUGCAUCAUUGUUUAUGAAAAUUGCAAGAGAGGAUAAACUAAAUGAGGGAAAUAGGUCAGUUGUAAAUAAAUUUGAGUCUGAGCUGGCACAAGAUGUUGGUUCUCUUUCCAACAUGGUGGCUGCUUCUGUAUCUCAACAAAAUGAACAACUUCAAUGCAUUGAGAAAUUCUGUCACACUUUUAUCAACAUUAAUGAUCAGGCCAUGGCUGAGUUAAAGAAAAAAGUUUCUGCAUCGAAGAAUUUGUAUAUAUCUCAUAUUGAAGCUCUGGAAAACGUUGUAAGGUUGCACAAGGCAAGUGCUAAUGGAAGUUUAGAAGAUAUUUCAGCCAUGGCUUCUUCCAAUGCUCGUUCUGUUGAAGAACUUUUAGCUGAAGAAUCUGCACAAGGGCAAUCUAUAUUUGAUGAGCUUCAAGGAACAUUAUCAACCCAACAAGGAGAGAUUUCACUUUUUGCUAGAGAGCUUCGAAAGAGAUUUAAUGAAAGCAUCCACCAUACAACAAAUAUAUCCGAAUUUAUAAAUGGUAUAUUUGAUAAACUAAUGGAAGAAUCCAAGGAGCUAGGUGCUCAUGCUAAUAAAGUCGAUGAGAUACAAACAAAGAGUAUCGAUGAAUUUCAAAAGGCAUAUGAGGAGCAAUCAAAAUCUGAAGCAGAGAGGCUUAUUGCUGAUGUCACAAGUUUAGUAUCCAGUCAUAUCAGUCGCCAAAAAGAGAUGGUGGAUGCACGAUUAGCUGGAAUCAGAGAAACUUGUGGUGGAAGUAAGAGAUUUUUAGAUGGACAUGUUUCUUCAGUUGAAGGAAUCACAACAGAUGCCAAAAGAAAAUGGCAAGAGUUUUCUUUACAAGCAGAAAAUGAUGCAAAAGAUCAUGCCGAUUUUUCUGCUGCUAAACAUUGUCGCAUCGAGUUGCUCUUACAAAAAUGUGUUGAUACUACUGAAAUGGCAUUGAAGCAUUCAAAAAAGACACAUGAAUCCGUGACUGACAUGGGUCAAAAACAUGUCUCAGCAAUCGAUACCCUUGUCAGAAAUGCUUCUGAAAGCAACGAGCAUCAUGAUGGUGAGAUAAGUUCUGCAAGGGCCACUGCUGAGGUGGACGUCUCAAAGAACAGCGAGGACAUAAUCAAGCACAUUGAGGGUACAUCACUAGAAGAGCAAGAGGCAGUUAAUGGAGUAUUGGAAACCACAAAGGCCCAAUCCACGGUUCUUGAAAAUUUACGAAAAGACCACUCAACUCAAUCUAUCGCAAUAGAACAAAAAGCUCGUGAUACUUUCCACCACAAAUACAUGGAUUAUGAGCCAUCUGGAAAUACUCCAAUAAGAUGUGAACCGGAUGUCCCUAGUAAGGUGACAAUAGAGUCGCUUAGAGCAAUGCCAAUGGAGACAUUAUUGGAGGAAUUUAGGGAAAAUCAUUCGUUUGAAAUGUUUGAAGGAAAGGAAGUGAAGAUUUCUCCUAAUGAACGUUCGCCUCUUACAGAGAUCAAUUGA
This is a messenger RNA of Lactuca virosa, 3165 nucleotides long. NCBI's taxonomy places the organism in Eukaryota, Viridiplantae, Streptophyta, Magnoliopsida, Asterales, Asteraceae. The record is from the annotation of a GenBank genome assembly.